Molecule: messenger RNA, 708 nt
Organism: Paramecium tetraurelia
Lineage: Eukaryota; Ciliophora; Oligohymenophorea; Peniculida; Parameciidae
Exons: 1
Source: RefSeq, a predicted model, not a curated record
AUGUUAAUCAUCAAUAACAAAAGAAAUCAAAAUAGAAGGACCACUUAAAAACUUAAAUAUUUAGAUUCCGUCUAAGAAUAGCCAAGAAGAGCAAGUUGUUGUUGUGACAAUUGUGGCAAACUCACUCAUUUUUAACAAAUUUAUCAGAAUUCUCCCUUGGUAGUUCAACAACAUUAGGUCGAAAAAUAAAAACUGAGUCAACUAAUUUAAUGUAAACCCCUUAAGAAAAUGAUUUCUACUAGUUUUCAUCUCUCUAACAAAAAUACUGACUCAAUCAAAAAAAGACGACAUAGUUGUAAAUGUGAAGAAUGUGGCUCAGAAACUCUAUUCUAAAAGACUAGUUGUCAUUAGAUCCCCCUCAGAUAGCCUAUUAAAAGUGCUCAAUUCAAAAGCUUCAUAAUAAAGAAGUCGCUUGGAAAAGCUUUUCAAGAAUUCUCGGAUGUUAAAAAAUCCCAUCCACUAACAUCUCGAUCCCAUAAGGAUAUCAUAAUCAAGUCUCCCCUUCUUGUAAAUAGGCUUAAAACUGGUUCCUGUCUGCUCCCAGUCUAGAAUUCCCACGGCUUUAAAAAAUAGGUUAAAGCCAAUAAGUAAAUGGUGGAAUUAAAAGGAUUUAAGAAUGGAAAUUCAUCAGAGAAAUUCAAACUUUUAGUAGAUAAACACGAACACAUUUUUCAUACAACUAUAAGAUUAAAGACUAUUUUUAAUUGA